AUGGAUUCCGAAAAGGCCAUCGCGGCCAUCAAAGAGGCCAGACCCCCUGCCACUGACCGCUUCACAUAUCUUACCAUUGUCGAGACGAACCUCUCCCCGGCCGUCCUGCCAACCCUCAAUGAAGUCCUCCAAGAUGCAGAGCUCACUCAGGAAAUCGGUUGGGAUCUGGUUUAUAACCUAGUCAACCUUCCCGGCUCCGACGAGUGCUUGGAGACGAUUGCGCGACUGGGCAACCCCCGUGAAGUUAUUCUCAAGGUCCUCGAAACCCUCGAACUCCUCAGCCAGGAUGACGGCUAUCAGAGCGACGACGAAAGUGAGGCAGGGGAGACCAACGGCGAGAAGUCGGUGCCGUUUAAGCAAAAGUUCAUCACCCUGGUCAACAUGCUGUCCAUCCUACAUAAGCGCAUCAAGACGAAAUAUCCGAGCCGAUUCCUCGCAACAUCCCUACAGACCAUCUACAACACCUACCGGCCCAACCAUGAGAUGACUGCGGCCGUCAUCAACCUCGUUCGUAGCUUAGCCGGUAACAAGAGGCCACCUCUCCCCACCCGCAAGUCGAGCGUCAACGUCGCAAAUCCAGAUCAGCAUGGGGAUGCCACUAAGAAUGCCCCCGAUCCCGAGGCAGACAGGGAAACUGAGCAUCCCACAGAGACUGCGAUACAGGAAAGGUUGCUCUUGAGCUUCGCGACAUGCAUUCUUGAGUCCUUUGUCAACAAGAACGAUGUGGCGUGGGCACCAAGGCUGUUGGAGUUCCACAACCCGGAGAAGAUCGUCCCUGGGCGCAAGACCCUCAUGGCGAGAUUCCGUGAAGAGAAGGAGCUGUCGGAGAAGGAUGGCGCUGUUGGACAGUUGGUGGCAUUGAUCGCCGAUCUCGGUCUGUCGUCUUGCGACAAAACCUUCCUUAGCCAAGUCACCGAGGGCCCUCUCCAAACCGAUCCCCUAUCCAAAACAGAAGACAUAGCCAAGCCGGAAGACAUUGGCUUGUCGACGGGUGGAUGCGUCAUUCUUUUGGCAUACUGGGUGUUCUCGACAACCGUGUUCGACUCCGACCACCCGGUACCCGAUAUGCACAUCUUCCCCGACCACUUGGCCAUGCUCGAGAAGUUCCUUCAAGAUGACGCUGAGGAUCAGAUUCGAAAAGCGCCGGGAACGAUGCAAGCCCUGGUCACCAUCGGCCUUUGGCUUCACGACAAGGGUCUUAUUUCAGCGAUUCCCAAGGCGCCGCUCGCCAACCAAACGACGAACCCUGACGAAGCAACCUCGGACUACAUGCGCUACAUCCUUUUUGUAACACUCAUUGCUGUCUUCCACCCGCAACUACACGUGCGCAAUGCCGCGAGCUGUCUUGCCGGGCUGGUUCUCCACGCCGACCCAGCCGACGACGACCGUCUGAAGAUUCUGUACGAUCUUCUCGAAAACUGCGACUACGCAUCGCUCAAGGCGUGCGCAGUCACAUGGCUCCGCGAGGAACUUAUCGCUGCCGCUCCCAAUGCGCAAGCAGCUCCUCAAAAUCUUGCGGCUCCAAACAAUCAGGCUCCCCUCCCAUCACCAACCCUGCAGCCGGGCACCGCGACACCUGGCACGAGAUCGAGGGCUGGAACAAACAUGAACGUCUUCGCUGGUCCUCAGGCGCUCGAGACGGUCCAGUAUGUAGUAUUUCCCAACAUGGGCUUCCUCAAAGAACUGGAUCUCCAGAAGCUGGUGAAUGAGUUGGGCACCAAUGCCCCCUUUUUCCUCCAGGCUGUGAACUUUGGUUUGUUCUUGUGGAGUUCGGCAGACAAGUGGAGGAGGGUACUGCCUCCGAACUUGGAUGCGACGGUCAAGGAGCGCUGGUUCGCGCCGCUUCAUGAUGCGGUAGCGAAGGUGAAGAAGGCCGUGGACAGCGGCGAGAUUGAGGGCCAAGGGUUGGGGUCAUUGCAGUUCGAUUUGGAUGUGUUGAGCGAGCGUCUGAGUCGGUUGGAGGCGGCCGAGGGCUUUGCUGUUGAGAAGUAGAUGGUGUAUAGGGAUAAAUCUAAUGCAAUAUGCCCGACCGGAAAAGCAUGGCUUGAGCAAGAGAAGGGACGGAUUUAUAUGGACGCUUUCAAUGGCUAUGGAUGGGAGGACACGAAGUAUCAAGGGUGGAGUUUGUCGGUUCUACGAAAGUCAAGCGAAGUAAAUGUCUACUUGUACUGUUAAUGAGUAUGUGCUCGUGUAGCUGGCUGUUACGCGCCGAAUGGUCGCAAGUGACCAAGCAAGGGAGUUAUCGUAUAACCUGCUACCC
This is a messenger RNA of Neurospora tetrasperma FGSC 2508, 2260 nucleotides long. RefSeq lists its product as uncharacterized. The record is from RefSeq and is a predicted model, not a curated record. Gene Ontology annotation, biological process: cellular response to oxidative stress. Lineage: Eukaryota; Fungi; Ascomycota; Sordariomycetes; Sordariales; Sordariaceae. Bases 1 to 1992 code for a protein of 663 amino acids. The transcript has 2 exons. Gene Ontology annotation, cellular component: cytoplasm.